CGACAGUUGUGAUCACCCUGCCACAAUUGCAAACCUGUAUUACCACUCACACAUGACCAUGAAGGUCGUCCAAAACGCCGGCGAGGACCACCUCCACCUAACACCACCACUCACGGUUGACACCAAGGCAGCGCUGCCGUUCGUGUCUGCGCUCUUGCCAUGGCUGUACCUUGUGCAUCACACAGACGCCAAACAAUUGGACCGAGUCUUGGCCAUCUUGGCCAAGUCCGAUGGCCGCGACAAGGCGUGCAAGAUCACUCAAUACAUGUGCAAGCUAGUCAUGGCCAUCAACCAGCCAACGUACAAACCACUGGUGGGCAAGCUGGCGACCCAACUCAGCGGCACCCGCCGCGUCCUUCGACUUGGACGUUGCCUCAAGUUUUUCCCCAACGCCAUGGCUGCAAGCCAAGAGCCACACGGAUGGAAGCGAGCGGUGGCCACGCUCGGCGCUGUGGUCGGCGGGGCCGGCGACUUUGGCGACGACGUCUGUUGGGCCAGCGACAUGAACCUCCUGUCCACCUCGGUGGCAACAUCGUUGGAGGUUUGGAUUGACCGGCUGUGGGUCUUCUCUGUCGCGUGCGACUUGCCACUUAACACAUCCGAUUUGCUCGACGCCCGCCUCGCCUUCGUCGCCGCUUCUAACGCGGACACCGCCGACAACGAACGGACGAAAGCUGCCGUCCAUCUCCACAACUGCCGCGCCACGUACGUCUCCGUAUGGCUCGCCCAAGUCAAACUCGUGGCGGACUUUUUCCACGCGACCCGACGAGCGUACGACUGGCCGACAGCAUCGCCGAUGCAGGAUGCCCUUUGUGGUCUCGUGUCUGCUUCAUGUGCCAUGAUCAAGAUGUGGCAGCCGUCCAUUUUGCAAAAACAACAUUUGUCCUAACGUUAGUGCGAUCCGCACCACAUUGCUUUUACUAUACAUAGUGAGCUACGUGCUACUACAUACAUGCAACAGUCAGUGGCUUGAUUGACAAGC
Molecule: messenger RNA, 982 nt
Organism: Aphanomyces astaci
Lineage: Eukaryota; Oomycota; Saprolegniomycetes; Saprolegniales; Verrucalvaceae
Exons: 2
Coding region: 53-889 (278 amino acids)
Biological process (GO): peroxisome fission; regulation of peroxisome size
Cellular component (GO): peroxisomal membrane
Source: RefSeq, a predicted model, not a curated record